GUCUAGGCUUAAGACUUGUCUGUGAAACCGGGGGUUAGAGUAUCUGAUUUUAACAACACUUAAGUAUUUUACUCAGACGUCCCAGUGAAAAACAAGAAAUUUGUGAGCAGAGCAAUUAUGUUUAUUGUCUAAAAUCGAAAUGAAAAUGAACACCUGAAAAUGUCAAUAAAUCACAGUUGAUACAACAGCCUCUCAAGCUCAAGCGCUCAAAAAGGGUAUAUAUAAACCAAUAUCUUUCACUAUAACGGACAGGCCUUAAAUAAAAAUGUUAAAUUAAAAAGUCAAAGCCUGCUUGCACCGGACGUGCUGGUUUUGGCCCCAUGAUCAUCGCCGGUUGCAGUUGUCUUCAUCUCAAAUAUAAAACACCCGCUAAUGCACUUAAAUUUGUGUAAAGCAGCGUUGUUGUAAGGGCAAAGAGUAAGGGCAAAACGCACAAGAUAUAGUACCUUUCACACCCUGUAGAUGGCGAUAUCACUUCUUUUGCAGCAGAAAUAAACUGCUGCAGAAAAAGUUAGGUGCCAUGCAAAAUGUAACGGAAAAAUGUCAUUACUCAUCAUAAAUGUAGCCUAUUUGAGUACAUAUACUUAUUUAAAAAUGUAGUCUCAGUAUAUCUCAGUAAAACUACAAAGAAGCUACAACUAAUUACAUUUAGGGUCAAUUCAGGGUGAUUGGGACACAUUUUCACCAUUGAGGUGACUUGGAAAAAGCAUCCCAAUCAACAUGGAUUCACCCUACUCAAAUACUUUACACCACUGUCUGUAACACAAUAUUCAGUAAAUAGAGAUUUGUUUAAUGUCUGUUAUUCUGUUAGGUGAAGAUAACAAGGAUUUUGAAUUUAUAGGGCCCAGAUAUAACUUUUAUGGGAGUGUCCUCCCCCAUUUACCCAGCAAUGUAAAGUUACAUUCCCAGUUGCAAAUGACAAUCCUGAAGUUGUGUUAUUACAUGCACUUAAAUGUAAAUGCAAGCGUAUUCACCCUAUUCAACUUAAAAACAAAUCCAAAAACCAAAUUUAGAUUGGUUUACAUGGGUUCUCAUAAAGCAAAAACAUUUAUUUAGUAACUGAAAGCUAAUGUAAAGUUACUAAAUACACUUAAUUCUUAAUUUUGAAAGAAACUGCACCAACAUUGAAUUUGUAAACAAUUAUUUUAUGUUUAUACCUCAAUUAUUGCUAAUAUUCUAACCAAUGGAAUUUCUGUCCCUUGCAUUUUGCCUUUUUCCCUUUAUACCUUCUAAACGUAAAACAGCUGAUGUUCUUUUUUCUCCUCCUCUAUGUGUCCGUGUCUAUAAUUACAGCAUCUGAUUGGUUGACUCACUUGGCAAGAGAAGGCCAAUCGUAGUGUUGGAAGCAGCAUGUACUUGGCCCCAUGGGAUGCACCUUUUUUGUUUUUAAUUAUCAAGGUUGGGUUUAAAUUGUGGCCAGGUUCUCAGCGGUGGCACAGUCGGUGUACAGGGGUGUGUUGAGACUGUAGUACACGAGGGGAUUGGCUCACCUUCCUCUUCCAGUCAGUCAGCUGCAGAGCUGAACUUCGAGGCCCAGUCGGCUGUCACAGACUGCCUCUCUUCAGCGGUUCACGUCACCACAUCCUAACACAGGAAUCAGGAAGGUUAAGAAUGGCUCGUUUGAGAGGAUCUUCCGUCUUCCAUGUGUUGCUGCUAGCAACAUUAUUAUUACCAGAGCUUCUGUUGGCUGGCCCUGUGAUCCAGCGUUUAAAAGGAGAUGAUGGAAGUGACGAAAAGGCAGGCGUUGAGGCAAGCCCAAAGAGACUGAUCCGUAACAGGAGAAACAUCAGUUGGUACAAGCAGCACUCUGACUUCUGGAGCUGGUACAAAUACUUCACUGAUAAUGGGAACCAAGAAGGAGUUGCAGAUCUGGAUCGCGUCUAUCUGGCAUACUUGCAGAACAAGAAUCGGGCUGAGGCACGUCGUUCCUACAAGAUGUACCUGCAGCACCUUGGCGACAUCUACAAGUCUUGUGCCGAGUCUGAUGACCCAAACUGCGUGGCCUCAUACACCAACAGACCCAAGCCCAAGGCUGAGCCACCAGCACCUGCACCAAUCAAGUCUUGUGACCCAUACAAAGACCCGUAUUGCAUGUACUCGAAGGGAUACUCAUAUUACCCAUACCUGGCUCCGGCCCCAGCUGCUGUCAAAGCCCCUGCACCUGCUCCAGUGAAAGCCCCAGCUUACCUCCACACCCCUGUGGUGAAGGAUCCACGUUCCGGUUACUACUACCACUCUCCAUUGGUGCAACCCUUCCUGUCAGCUGAGCAGAGAGCCGAGUUAUUGCGCAUCUGUGAUGCAGAAGAUGUUGAGUGUCUCCAGUACCACCUCCGUGCUGCUUACGGAUACAAGCCCGCUGCUGCCCUGGCCCCAUCCUACGCCCAUCUCGGCUGCGACCCUAAGAAAGACCCUCACUGCGUCCCCCAUCUGGUCCAGAAGGCGCCGUCUGGUCUGUACCUGCGUUAUCCCCAUUGUGACCCUCGGGUUGACCCAUACUGUGCUUAUGCUGCUGCUCUGGCAUCAUCGCAGAACCUCGAAGCCCCACCUUCUGGUUUGGAGAGACCCUGCAACCCUCUCUAUGACGAUAACUGCAACCCCCUUACAGCCACAAGGUUUGGAAGCUUGGCCUCUGGAGAUCUGAAGGACGAGCCCGCCUCUGAAGCCGGCGCCAUGCGCGCACCUCCAAGCCCUCGUCACGACCCUUAUGCCAUGUACCGAGAUGCAUCUGCCGGGGCUGACCUGCGAAGACACCUGCCUACACAGCUUCAACCUCCGAGGCACCAACCAGAGGAACCUCAACAUCCUUUGGGACCCCGCGGGAAGACCAAAGAGGGCUAUGACUGUUUCAUCGGGUAUGAUGAAGAGUGCUUCCCACUGGGUUCCCAAAACGAACCCCGUCCUGCUGUGCACAGACAGCCAUCCUACCCGACCGAAGCCUACGAGCCCCACCUGAAUGCUGAUGGAUCCAGAAAUGGGGUGAUCGAGCCUGAUCCCGACUGCGAUCCUGAGUACGACAGAAACUGCCGCUUGCGCCGCUAUGAGCCUGAGGCGGCCGAACCCGCCAGUCCUUUACCUCAACAGGAGCUUCCAGCCCAGGAGCAGUCCCACAGGGAGGUGCCCCAGCAUCGAGAAGAGUCCUACCCUGAGACCCCAGGCUAUGACCAGCAACAAUACGAGCCCUACAUGAGCGGACAAGAGGAUCCAUACGCAGGAUACGGCCCCCAGGAACCAGGAGCAACUAGUUUUCAGGAUGUCCUGAGAGGAUAUGGUGGUCGGUAUCCUGGCCAGGAUGACCACCGUGCCUACAAUGGAGACUACAGAAAGAAAUAAAUACCUGUGACAAUGAAUAGUAGAUCAGGUCAGGAUGUGUGUUUUUUGUAGAUAAAUAUUGAAAUGCACACUUGUAGAAAAGGUGCACAUGUCACAGUAUUUCACAUGGUUCACACAAUAUUUUCGAGAGCUGCUGAAAUUUCCUAGCUCUGGAGUUUGACAGCACUUGUAUAGGGAAAAAAUGUUUCUUGCUGACUCUUUUAGCCCAUGUAACCUGAUUGUGUGUUGCAGCUUCUCUAGGGGAUUGACUUUUAGACAGAGAGAGUGUUUUCUGCUCUGUUUUCUAAUAGAGUAGCACUCUUCCUAGCUCUUCAUAUCUUUUAGGAGGGAAAAAUAAGCCAAACAAAGUGUAUAAAAGAUCAAUAGUAUACUUGAAUAUACUGUAAUAAUGAUCACCUCUCCCAUUUUGGAUAGAUUUACCAGACAAUCUCCAUUCAAAUUAAUAUUUAAUGAACUUCUGGGCCCUUGCUUGUUUGUAUUCUUUUUUAAAUUGCCAAAUUGAUGCUUUGUGAUGUGUUUGCAUAUUUGUAAUAUGUUUUUCUUUGAAUGUUUCAAAUAAAAGCUUUAAAGAUC
Molecule: messenger RNA, 3903 nt
Organism: Megalobrama amblycephala (Wuchang bream)
Lineage: Eukaryota; Metazoa; Chordata; Actinopteri; Cypriniformes; Xenocyprididae
Gene: and1
Product: actinodin1
Exons: 5
Coding region: 1612-3330 (572 amino acids)
Source: RefSeq, a predicted model, not a curated record